Molecule: messenger RNA, 560 nt
Organism: Paramecium octaurelia
Lineage: Eukaryota; Ciliophora; Oligohymenophorea; Peniculida; Parameciidae
Source: the annotation of a GenBank genome assembly
AUGUUGCAAUCAUGCUAUUUUGCAAUAUAAUAAACAAAUGAAAAUGAAUUUUGUGCUUAUGAUUUUGGAAGCGUAUAUGAAACUUUUGUAAAUAAUGCUAAGUUACUUACAAGUUUAUUUCAUAAAUUAAAGCCAUAUGAUCAGUUGAGAUUUGUAUAACGCAAAGGAGUGUGUAUUUCGAAAAAAUAUUAAAUAGAAUAAUAAUAAAGGAUGACAAAGUAUAAGAGAAGGAAUAAAGAUGAAGCAAUCGAAUUCCUUUUUAAAAAAUAAAAUGAUACCAAAUUCCAAUAAACUCAAAAUCCUUAAUCAUAGGUUUAUUUCAAAUCCACUAAUUCUUCAACAAUUGAAUAAUUAAAGAAGUAUAAGAAUAGAUAGUAAACCAAUAAGACAAUGAGCUAAAUUAGAAAAAGCUAGAAAAAAUUUUGAGAGAGAAGCUGAAAAUGAAAGUUAAAGGUAAAAUAGAGAGUAUAAGAAAUAUUAUAAUAGUAUGAUCAAGAGUGAUGUAAGAAUUGAUCAUGAAAAAAUAACAAUUGGCACCAAAAACAAAAUCUCAAUGUAGA